AGAUUUGUUCAGUAUCCUUCUUAUUGUGUGUUGUUUAUAAUUCAUAAAAAUAUCAGUAUUAAAAUGUUUGAAAGAAAGAAUUUGAACAAGUCAAGCUGAUGUGAUUGUAAUUACACGAUGUGUCGUGCCUUCUCACUGGAACACGUUUGGUGCGUAAGUCAAGGUUGAUGUUUUAAAAGGAGCACCAUACAUGCAGAUUAGAGAGCAGACUGGUUUUAAUGAGCAGUGAUAUUUUUAAUUGAACAGAUAAAACAAUCAAGUCUCAGUUUUCAGCAGGAUGUAAUGUGUAUCUAUCUAUCAAAACGAAAGAAAAACAAAACUUGGCUCAUUUGUUUAACCGGUUAUCAAACAAGUUGGCCAGCUUUGGCCGAACAACACACCUCUUUUAAGGGCAUUGUCAAUUAUAUAACAAGUCAAGAAGUGGCAUAUGAACUUAUUCACACACACUGACAGGGUUGUUGUUCUGACUCGUCUUUCCUCUAGAGACCACCUCACUUUUGAUAACAUGGACGAGUCAAACAGAAGAAUUGUCAUCUUGGGAAAAACUGGAGCUGGGAAAAGCAGCCUGGCUAACACUAUAUUUGGAAAGAAAAUGUUCAAGAUCAAUCAUACUUUCAACUCUGGAACAAGUGAAUGUGAAGCAAAGACCAAAUCUGUCAAUGGAAGAAGCAUCACUCUGAUCGACACGCCUGGUUUCUUUGACACAGAAAGAUCUGAGGAGAAGCUGAAGACUGAGAUAGUGAGGUGUAUCACAGAGUGCGCUCCUGGGCCUCAUGCUUUUCUCAUUGUGCUUAAAGUGGAGAAAUUCACAGAGCUGGAGCAGGCUGUCAUUAACAAAAUAAAUGAAUACUUUUCUGAAGAAGCCUUCAAAUAUGCAACAGUUGUCUUCACUCAAGGUGAUCAGCUCCCUGAAGGACAGACAAUUGAGGAUUACGUCCACCAGAAUAAGCUUGUGAGUGAUCUGGUGAAGAAGUGUGGAGGUCGGUGCCUCAUCAUUGAUAAUAAAUACUGGAAUCAAAACCCAAACCAUGAAUACAGGAGCAACCAACUACAGGUGGAGGAGCUACUUAAGACAAUAGACAAAAUAAUUGAGGCAAACAAUGGAAGGUGCUACACUAAUCAGAUAGUAGAAGCAGUGGAGAUAGAGAUAGAACAAGAGGAGGAGAACAUUAGACUGUUACCAGGAAACAUGUCAGAGGAAGAGAUCAGGGAGCAGGCUAAGGGCAGAGUGUUUGAGAAGCUUGUAAGGGAACUGGCAGGUAUUCUAACAGGUGCAUUGUUAGGAGCUUUCUUUGGUGUAGUAGUGGUGGUUGGAGGAGUUGCCACAGUUUUAAGGGAAUCUUCAGAGCCAGUACAAUUACGUGGAGCUAUAGCCGAAACAGCAACAGUUAUAGGAAGAAAUGUAUGUGCAGGAACAUCAAUAGGACAAGUACCGGUAGUAGGAGCAACAAUAGUGGCAGCAGCUGGACUGCCAUUACUCACAAUAAUAGCGGCACUUGCUGCAACAGGAGCGAUGAAAGGAGUUCUUAUAGGACAUGAUGCAAGUCAGGGGGCAGACAAACCAAGGGAGGCUGCAGAAAGGACAAUGGAGGCUGUCAAGAACGAAGCUCAAUCUGCCUUAAAUGAAACACAUUCUGUUUUGAAUAAGAUGUCACAGACAAAGAAAAAAACACCACUCGUCUAGUUUCUUCUUAAUGCUAGGAAGAAGAGGUUGAGGUGAGGGGGUUUCAGUCUGCAACUACACCUCUGGAUGCCACUAAACCCUACACACUGGUCCUAUAUUGUAAUGUGUUCAUGGUGACAUCCAUUACACUGUUAAACAUUUAACUAUAUUGUAUUUUUAUUUACUCUGUGUAUUUUCCUUUGAGAAAGUAAGUGACUUGUUUUAUUCUACAGCUCUGAUUCGUUACAAAGAUCAGCCGUAAAUAAAGUCAUAAAGUUUAUUUGUCUUUACAAUGAGAAGUUUAUGUCUGACUGUUUUCUUAUAAGUCAGUUCUGGUCACACCAGGGGCACGGCAAGAAAAGUGUUGUUCUAUCUUUUACUCUUUGUGGGUGUGAGGGGCCGUUCAGCUGAAAUACUUGAUGUUUCUACUAAUAUGUUUCUACAUAUUCUGUACAUAUUUACUUCGCUGAAUAAAUCAAACAGAAAGACAAUACUGGAGUGACUUUGUUCAUUUGUCCAUCCCCCACUGGAAUUUCCAGUGUUAAGGCGAGACAUGACAGGCAAACAGUCCGACCACAAAGGCUACAAUUCCUCAAAUCACUGCCCUCAACUUCCUGCAAAGAUUUGCUGACCUGGCCUAUACCGCCCAACUUGUCUUGUGCAAGAAAACGGAAUGCAGGAACCAGUUCCAGGUAAAGAAGCUACUUAAGACAAUAAACAAAAUGGUGCAGGAAAACAAUGGAAGCUGCUACACCAGUGACCCACACGACGUAGGGUGAUGUUUGUUCAUUUGUCCAUCUCCCACUAGAAUUUCCACAGUGUUAAGGCGAGACAUGACAGGCAAACAGUCCGACCAUAAAGGCUACAAUUCCUCAAACCUGAUCACGGUGUCGGUGCUCACUGCCCUCAACUUCCUGCUUUACUUUGCUUACCUGGCCUAUACCGCCCAACUUGUCUUCGUCACAGUCUGAAAAGAAAAUACAAACGAGGGAGACACAUUAAGAGAUGAAGAACAGAGAAAAAAGGGUUGUAAUGCUGUUAAAAUCAAAUAAAGUCAGCACACUGGAACGUGGUUGAACAACAGGAGAGAAGGUGUUUACUGUAUCUGAGAUACAUGUGCU
This is a messenger RNA of Larimichthys crocea (large yellow croaker), 2784 nucleotides long. Its product is annotated as GTPase IMAP family member 7-like. The coding region runs from base 428 to 1684 and encodes 418 amino acids. Gene Ontology annotation, molecular function: GTP binding. The record is from RefSeq and is a predicted model, not a curated record. The transcript has 2 exons. NCBI's taxonomy places the organism in Eukaryota, Metazoa, Chordata, Actinopteri, Sciaenidae.